Messenger RNA from Linum trigynum, 714 nucleotides. Lineage: Eukaryota; Viridiplantae; Streptophyta; Magnoliopsida; Malpighiales; Linaceae. The record is from the annotation of a GenBank genome assembly.
AUGAGAGGCGCUCUCGCCUCUUUCCUCUGUUGUUGCUCGCUGCUCGGGAAAUGGCUCUCAUGGGCCGCCACGGCCAUUUUCGCCGCAAGCUGGAGAAAUCAAACGGCAAAUGGCUGGUACCUGAAGCAGAAUCGGGGAUUCAUCAAACCCCCUCCCAAGAUUGGAAACGAAGCCGCGGAGCUCCAGUCGCCGGGAAAGAUCUUGAGGAAAGUGGAAUGGCGCAGGUGUCGGCGCCACCACCAAAAGAAACGUUCGCUUCAGUCGAUUGAAAUUGACGGACCUGAGGAAAGCCCUCUUAAGCGGAGGCGAUCUCAACCGAAGAAGCAGUGGAGGUUCUGGCUCCCCCACUCGUCGGAAUUGGAAGGGGAGGAAUCUGUGCAAGUCCCGUUCGCGGGAGAAAAGUCACCGAACCCAGCAAAUUGGGUUGAACAACAUGUUCCGAUUGCAGGCCUAGGUCAGGGGUUGGCCAUCGGGGAAGGGAUUGACCCCUUGAAUUCGCACUUGGGGUGUUCUCAGAUGAUUCAUUUGCCUGUGGGAGGUGUUACCCCCGAUGUGAUGUCGGUGAAGACACAGACGCCAGUCCAAAAAGCGUCCAUCGCCGCAGGGGAGAAAAUGGAUGGGCCGGCGGCGUCGAGCCCUAGACUCAGCUGGUGUGGAGGCGAAAUACACGGGCGGUUACGAUUGAGUCGUAUCCUAGGACCCCUCUUCUGGUAA